Molecule: messenger RNA, 826 nt
Organism: Culicoides brevitarsis
Lineage: Eukaryota; Metazoa; Arthropoda; Insecta; Diptera; Ceratopogonidae
Exons: 4
Coding region: 10-675 (221 amino acids)
Source: RefSeq, a predicted model, not a curated record
CGAGAAAUAAUGAAAUUACUAGUUGUAUUGUGUAUCAUCAGUUUGUUAGCAGUUAGUAAUGCAAAUAACAUUUUGGAAAACUUUUCAAUGGCUGUGAAAGUUGCGGAUGAACUACAACAAAUACACGCUCAAUAUGACAGAACUGUAUCAAAUUUUCCUGAUAGUAAAUCCUGCAACCAAACAACAUGGGUUAGAAUUAAAGCAGUACCGGAAGACGAAGAUCUUUGUGACGCCAUGUACAAAGUAGCUCACAGAAGGUUUACUUUGAUAACGGGAAACGAAUAUGCAACAUUACUUUAUUACGACGGAUUGACUCGUGAUCUGCGAGAACAAGAAUGUGAAAAUGUCAUCAAAUCGAACUUAGUUACCGAAAAAGAAGUGUGCGAAGAAAUUUUUAAAGAAAGAAUAUUCGAAUCUAUUAAAAACAAGAUUCCGGCGAUAUUUCUUCUUCUUGAACCAAUUUUUGAUCAAUUGACCAAAAAAUUAGAAAUUUCCGAGCAUUUUACUGAUUCCAAGGAUUUUUACAUCAUCAUCUCUGAAUGUCCAAAAUUAUCAAUUAAGACUAUGAUGACCUUCGUUACAGAUAAUGAAGUAAUAAAAACUCCGUGGGUUUGGAAAGAAGAGGGACCAAGUGAUCUCACUUGUUAUAAGGAAGUUCAGUCGAUCGAAUGUUAAAGAAAAAAAAGUUUUCAGAAAAUAUUAAAAUUUGCGAAAAAAAAAAUUGAAAACAACACCAACAAUUCAAUUAAUUCUUCAACAAAAUGUUUAUUUAUUUGUCCCAAUAAACGAUUUCCAUACUCGUGCCACAGCGACUAUAUAUCGCAAU